Messenger RNA from Paramecium tetraurelia, 2448 nucleotides. RefSeq lists its product as uncharacterized. The record is from RefSeq and is a predicted model, not a curated record. Gene Ontology annotation, biological process: vacuolar acidification; proton transmembrane transport. Gene Ontology annotation, cellular component: vacuolar proton-transporting V-type ATPase complex; vacuolar proton-transporting V-type ATPase, V0 domain. The transcript is spliced from 7 exons. Lineage: Eukaryota; Ciliophora; Oligohymenophorea; Peniculida; Parameciidae. Gene Ontology annotation, molecular function: proton-transporting ATPase activity, rotational mechanism; ATPase binding.
AUGUUUAGAUCACAAGAAAUGAGUUAUUUUUAGUUAAUCAUGCCCCAAGACAGUGCAUGGACUAUUAUGGAUUAAUUGGGAUAUCUAAGUAAGGUGGAAAUCAUUGACCAUAAUCCUAAUGAAGCUCUAAUCAAUAGACCAUUUGCCAAUUAUGUCAAAAGGUGCGAUGAUUUAAUAGUGAAAAUAGAGAAUAUGCUAUAAGUAGCGAAAAAUUUGAAUUUGCUGUCUAAUUACAAGAAAGGAAAUUUGAAAUAGUUUACCAAUCAAGUAUUCCAUAUUAUAUAAUUAUUUCAUACCUACCUUGACAAGAUCGAAGAUGACAUCAACAAAAAGACAUCAUCUUUUCAAGAAUAAAAUAAGCAUCUUGAAUAACUUAUUGAUUAAUCUGAAUAUAUUCAAAAUUACAUAGAAAUUCUAAAAGAAAGUAAAACCUAUUUGGGGGAACAAGUAUUUCAAAAUCAACAAAUCUCAAAAUUUGAAUGCUACGUUGGCAUACUCAAAAAUUUGGAAUAAUUAUAAUUCCAUCGUGUAAUAUUUAGAGUAACAAAAGGAAAUUCUAUGGUGCAUUUAAAAAGAAUGAAUGAGAAAUAAUCAAUAUUCAUUGUUUUAUUCCCAAACAUAGGAAACUAUGGAAAAUAAAAAAUAUAAAAGAUUGUAGAAUAAGUAUCUCAAGGAAAGUUUACUUUACCUUAGAGUCACUAGGAAUUUGAAAAAAAGUUAAAUGAAUUGCAAAUGAAACAAGCUGAAUAUAUUAAUCUUAUAUAAAUGACUCAGAAUUAGCUGUGCUAAUGCAUAUCAAAUAUGUUGGUUCUCAGAAAUGGAUUACCACUUAUAGAAUUUUAUAAGUUCUACUUAAUUAAAGAAAAGGAUCUCUAUAAAGAACUGAAUAAACUUAAAAUGCAAGGAAGACUAUUUCUCGGAGAAUUAUGGGUGCCAACAAAGGAUAUUUUUCAAUUAGAGCAAACUUUAUAAAUGAUAAAAGAACAACAAACUAAUAAUCCUGGAGGUUAAUUAGCAUAAAAGUAUCCGCCUGAUUUCCUUUAGAAACCUACUUAUUUCAAAUUAAAUGAGUUUACUUCCAUCUUUUAAGAGAUAGUCAAUACAUAUGGGAUUCCAAGAUAUCAAGAGAUCAACCCUGCAAUAAUAACAAUAAUUACAUUUCCAUUUUUAUUUGGAGUAAUGUUCGGAGAUAUAGGUCAUGGAUUUACCUUAUUCAUGUUUGGAUCUUAUCUGUGUUUGUUUAAGAAUAAAUCAUUCUACAAUUUAAGAUAUCUGAUCCUAUUGAUGGGUGUAUUUAGCUUUUAUUCAGGACUGAUAUAUAAUGAUUAUUUAAGUUUAUCUUUGAAUCUAUUCUAAACUUGUUUCAGAUCAGAGGAGGAAUGCGUAUAUCCAUUUGGUAUUGAUCCAAUGUGGGGAGGCCAUUUAGAAUUCAACGACUCAUUUAAAAUGAAGCUAAGCAUCAUAAUAGCAUUUUGCCAUAUGUUGUUAGGUAUUUCAUUGAGUGGUCUAAAUUAUCUAUUUUUGGGGGAUUGGCUAAAAUUGUCAUGUAAAUUCCUACCAUAAUUGCUAUUUUUGAUAUGUACUAUAGGGUAUAUGGUAUUUUUGAUAAUAUACAAAUGGUUGAAUCAUUUUGAACCGUAAAAUGCCCCAAGCAUAAUAACAACAAUGAUAUCGAUGAUUUUGAACUUAGGGAGAAUAUCAGGUCCUUAAAUGUGGGAAGGAGACUCUCAGGACUACAUAUAAUAUUGUCUCUUAUUAAUGACAAUCAUCUCAAUACCUUGGAUGUGGUUUCCAUCAAUUAUUAGUCACCUGCUAUAAUAGGGAAGUUUUCAAUAAAAUGAAGGUAAACGUAAGACUCACAGAAUAGAUUAUGGAUAAUUGGUAGAAGAACCAGGGAUUGAAAUGACAUAAACUCAUUCUUAUAGUCAUGAAUAGAUAGACACAAAAUACGGUUAGCCAAAUGGAGAAACGCAAGAAUCAACAUUCUUUAUUAAAUAAAAGAACACUUCACAUUAAGGAAUCUAAGACCUGAUAGUUCAUGAAACUAUUGAGACAUUGGAGUAUGUCCUUGGAGUAAUAUCAAAUACUGCAAGCUAUCUAAGGUUAUGGGCAUUGAGCUUGGCUCAUUCAUAACUUUCAGAAGUUUUCUUUGAAUUGUUGUUAGUUUAACCAAUAAAUCAUGGAUAGCCAAUUAGUUUAAUGAUCGGAUUUCCAUUCUGGGCCUUGAUAACCUUUGGUGUUUUAAUGUGUAUGGAUAGUAUGGAGUGUUUUUUGCAUUCCUUAAGAUUACAUUGGGUGGAGUUCUAGAAUAAGUUUUAUAAAGGGGAUGGAGUCUAGUUUAAGGUGUUUUCCUUUAGAGAUAGAAUCAAAGAAAGCAUCAAUUUAGAAUCUUAGUGAAGGAUUAGAGUUAUGUUUUUAGUAUUAAUUUAGAUAGGAUAUUGAGUCUUA